ACAGCAGCGUCCCAAGUGAAGUGUAGUGUGUACACCCAACCAAAAACCCAACCUCUCCUCACCGAAAGCAACCAAACCAAAAACCCCUCCUCCUCCAUGCUUUCCUCGCCUUGAUUAAUCCCGUGCUCCGGCGAGCUAAUUAACCCUACAAAUUAAUAAUUACUACCUCGCUUUGAGCAGUUGACCUGUGUGCUUCUUUGUGGAUUAAACUCUCGUCGUUAGCGAUGGAUCAUUCCGCCGCCGCCAUGGCGAACAAGCCGUCGCUCGCCGUCGCGGCGGCGUCGCGGCAGAGGUGGGCGCUGGCCACCUCGCUCUGCGCGCUCCUCUGCCUCUCCCUCGUCGUCUCCGCCGGCCUCCUCCUCCUCGGCUCGACGCGCCCGUUCCGCCGGCCGCUCUUCGCGGCGCCGCAGCAGCAGCGGGAGGUGGUCGGGGAGGCGCCGUGGGAGAGGUACGUCAAGCUGGCGCAAGCGGCGUCGCCGGGCGGUGCCCGUGAUCGCGCGCCUGAUCUUGGCGGGGAUGAGGGGGCGGAGGGGGACGACGAUGAUGCCAUCAGCACCGCACCGGCGCCGGCGCCUUCGCCGGCCGCCGAGGAGGGAGGAGAUGAGGAGAGCUGCGACCUGUUCCAGGGGCGGUGGGUGCGCGACGGCGCGGCGGCGGGGGGCUACCCGCUGUACGAGGCGGCGGAGUGCCCGUUCCUGAGCGACCAGGUGACGUGCCGGCGGAACGGGCGGCCGGACGCCGAGUACGAGCAGUGGCGAUGGGAGCCGCGAGGGUGCGGCGGCGGCGGCGGCGGCGGCGGCGGGAGUAGGGAGGCGGCGCUGGCGCUAGCGCUGGAGCAGUGCCGGAACCGGAGGGUGGUGUUCGUCGGCGACUCGCUGAACCGCAACAUGUGGGAGUCGCUCGCCUGCCUCCUCUACACCGCCGUGCCCGACCGCUCGCGGUCGCGCGUCCUCGACGUCGCCUCCGACUACAGGAUCUUCCGCGCCAUGGACUACAACUGCUCGGUGGAGUUCUUCUGGAGCCCGUUCCUGGUGACGCUCGAGACGAAGCAGGACCGGACGAGGGCGCUCAAGCUUGACCAGCUCCCGGCUACGCUGGAGAAGCUGCGCGGCGCCGACGUCCUCGUCUUCAACACCGGCCACUGGUGGACCCACACCGGCAACCUCAGAGCGUGGGACCAUCUGGAGGCGGACGGGAAGCCGGUCGAGAUGGGAGGCGAGGAGGCGUUCAACCAGGCACUUGGGACAUGGGCGAGCUGGGUCGACCAAAACGUGGACUCGGCCAGGACCAGGGUCUUCUUCCGAAGCAUCUCCCCAGAACACAAGAGCGAAAACUGGUGCUACAACCAGACGUCCCCAAUCACGGACGAGACGAAGAUCGUCCCAUGGUUCCCGAGGGGCCUGGUGUCCAUCGUCGAGAGGAACAUCCGGAGCACGAGGACGCCCGUCACGUACCUCAACAUCACCCGCCUCUCCGAGCUCCGGGUCGACGCGCAUCCGUCGGUGUACACCAUCACCAGGGAAGGGAAGCCCCUGAGCACGGAGCAGCGGCAACAGCCGCUGGUGUACGCUGACUGUAGCCACUGGUGCUUACCGGGGCUGCCUGAUACCUGGAACCUGCUCUUGCUUGCCUCCUUGGCGAGGUCUCCAGUUAAUGUACACUAGCUUAGGAUAAAAGAGAUAAUACACAGUUUUGCAGCUUUGCAAUUCCUGGUAAUGAAUGGCACAGCUGAGGAUAAACUAAA
Messenger RNA from Oryza sativa Japonica Group (Japanese rice), 1744 nucleotides. Its product is annotated as protein PMR5. The record is from RefSeq and is a predicted model, not a curated record. Gene Ontology annotation, molecular function: O-acetyltransferase activity. Lineage: Eukaryota; Viridiplantae; Streptophyta; Magnoliopsida; Poales; Poaceae. Gene Ontology annotation, cellular component: Golgi apparatus.